Messenger RNA from Galeopterus variegatus (Sunda flying lemur), 649 nucleotides. It is a transcript of the gene RNF13, whose product is annotated as ring finger protein 13. Lineage: Eukaryota; Metazoa; Chordata; Mammalia; Dermoptera; Cynocephalidae. The transcript is spliced from 6 exons. The record is from RefSeq and is a predicted model, not a curated record. Bases 116 to 412 code for a protein of 98 amino acids.
GGGGGUCGGUGCGGAUAUUCAGUCAUGAAGUCGGGGUAGGGACUUCUCCCGCAGCGACGCGCCCCGCGAGCCUGCUUGUGUUCUGGGGGCCGGGCUUCCAGGUGAUUUUUACGAGAUGCUGCUCUCCAUAGGGAUGCUCAUGUUGUCGGCCACACAAGUUUACACCAUCUUGACUGUCCAGCUCUUUGCAUUCUUAAACCUACUGCCUGUGGAAGCAGACAUUUUAGCAUAUAAUUUUGAAAAUGCGUCUCAGACAUUUGAUGACCUUCCAGCAAGAUUUGGUUAUAGACUUCCAGCUGAAGGUUUAAAGAGGAAGAAGAUACAGGAGGUGAAGAUCAUGGGAUGCCGAUUUGUCCUUGACCAUAUCAUUCUUAAAAUCCAGAACAAAGGUGCCAUUCUCUUUGAAUACUGAAGAAAUUUCUGUAGCUAGGAUCUGGCCAUUCCCAUCAGUAAUUUUAAGUUCUGACUUCUUUAAUCAGAUUGUUAACCCAAUUGUAUACAACUUUAGUUAACCGGAGUGUGUUCAACUAUAAACUAAGUUAUUAAUGAAGACAAAUUGCAAAUGGCAAAUGCUGUGGGUUUUUUGAUUAACUCAAAACCAGAGAAUGCCUGUGAACCCAUAGUGCCUCCACCACUAAAAGACAAUUCA